AUGGCAUCCGAGGCUCCGAGGAAGAUCCUCCUCAAGGGAGGCACGCUGCUGCUACACAACAAGGAUGGACAUGUAUCUCCCGCGGUGUCCGACCUUCUCAUCGAGGACUCCACGAUAGUCAAGAUCGAGGCAGACAUUACGGCACCUUCAUCAGACACGAAGAUCAUCGAUUGCACCAACAAGAUCGUCUCGCCGGGCUUCAUCAGCACGCACGCCCAUCUGUGGCAGACGGCGUGCAAGGGUGCUCACCCCAACCACAGCUUCGUCGAGUACAUGUCUUCUGGGAAUUAUAUCUCCUCGGUCUACACGCUUGAGGAUGCGUUUUGGGGCGAGCUGGCCGGGGCACUGGAGAACAUUGAUGGCGGCACGACGACGGUCGUUGAUCAUAGUCACUUGAACCUUGGACCAGACUAUCCCAAGACAGCAAUCCAGGCUCUUGUGACAAGCGGUCUCCGAACCGUCUACUGCUACUGCCCGCCACGCAAAGUGGCGUCGUGGAAACCGUUCACCUUGAACGACACCCCAGUGCCAGAUAUCAUGGACGAAUUCAAGGCCCUGGCUGCCGCUGGCCCCUUCGGUGGCACCGGCGGCCGAGUGUACAUGGGGUUCGGCAUGGACAACAUCUACAUCGGCCCGCUGCUCAAGCCGCAGUUCGAGGCGCUGCGCGCCGCCCCCGCCGCCCAGCUCAUAACGAGCCACACGACCGCGGGCCCGGCGUACAAAAUACCUCACGGCAUCGCCCUCCUGGACGCACAGGGCCUGCUGGGCGGCGACGUGCUGAUCAGCCACUCGCCGUACCUGACGGACGCGGAGAUCGGGCGGCUUGGCGAGACGGGCGCGUUCGUCAGCUCGACGCCCAACACCGAGCUCCAGAUGGGCUUCGAGCCGGUGGCGCUGCGCGAUGGCGUCAGGGAGCGCGCCAGCAUCGGCGUCGACUGCCACACGUGGGGCACGAGCUACCUCCCGACGCAGAUGACGCUGCUGCUGCAGGCGCGCCGCCUGAUGGCGUCGAACGACCUCGUCCGCGAGGGCAGGUGGAGCCGGCAUACGGCGGCGACGGCCGAGGAUGUCUUCAACCUAGGGACCAUUGGCGGCGCGAGGGCGGCGGGGCUGGCGGACCAGAUCGGCCAGCUCAAGGUCGGCUUCAAGGCUGACAUCGCCGUGUUCGAUGCCAGCAGCCCCGGCAUGCUGGCCGCUGCCACGGAAGAUCCUGUGGCGGCUGUGGUGCUGCACUCGAGCAUCCGGGACGUGGAGACGGUGAUUGUGGACGGUGUGCUACGCAAAGAAGGCGGCAAACUGCUAGAGAUGCAAGUGCCGGAGGUGGAUGAUGUGCUGAAGAGUGAGGUUGUGCCAACGGGCAAGAUCCUCUCGUGGAGUGACAUUGCGGCUGAGAUUCUAAAGAGCCGUGAGAGUAUCAGGGGUAAGCUGAAAGGGAUCGAUUUCCGUCAUGUGGAAGACACUAUGAUCAAUAUGUUCUAUAUAGACAAGCAGGCUUUGGUUGAUUGA
Phaeoacremonium minimum UCRPA7 is the source of this 1506-nucleotide messenger RNA. Its product is annotated as putative amidohydrolase family protein. Bases 1 to 1506 code for a protein of 501 amino acids. Gene Ontology annotation, molecular function: hydrolase activity, acting on carbon-nitrogen (but not peptide) bonds. Lineage: Eukaryota; Fungi; Ascomycota; Sordariomycetes; Togniniales; Togniniaceae. The record is from RefSeq and is a predicted model, not a curated record. The transcript has 2 exons.